AUGGCCAUUAUCCGAGACUUGAGCGAUGAAGAGCGCGGGGCUUUGGAUGGUUGGCUUCAGCUCAACCAUAUCCCGCUUACCUAUCGCGAUGAAAAGGACUUCUGCGACGCACUGCAGGUGGCAAGGAUUUUCAAUAGGAUCCAACCAGGACUUGAUGACCUUAUUAGCUACUCGCCGUGCAUUAGCCUGCCGUUGAACUUUUUGAACUGGCAAAUCUUCAAUCAGCGGGUCUUACGAAAACUUCACAUGGGCGUGUCCCUUAGAGAUCUUGAAAAGCUGGCGUUGGGCUGUCCCAAUGCCAUUGACUCCUUGCUCUUCACUCUGAUGGCCCACUUGAAGAAGAAUAAAAUAUAA
This is a messenger RNA of Drosophila miranda, 354 nucleotides long. RefSeq lists its product as uncharacterized. The transcript has a single exon. The coding region runs from base 1 to 354 and encodes 117 amino acids. Lineage: Eukaryota; Metazoa; Arthropoda; Insecta; Diptera; Drosophilidae. The record is from RefSeq and is a predicted model, not a curated record.